Blastomyces gilchristii SLH14081 is the source of this 1940-nucleotide messenger RNA. RefSeq lists its product as uncharacterized. The record is from RefSeq and is a predicted model, not a curated record. Bases 1101 to 1295 code for a protein of 64 amino acids. The transcript is spliced from 3 exons. NCBI's taxonomy places the organism in Eukaryota, Fungi, Ascomycota, Eurotiomycetes, Onygenales, Ajellomycetaceae.
UUUCCGUACUGCAACAGGUUCUGAUUUGCAGGUCCGGUCAGCUCCGUUCGUGUUUGCCUUUGCCUGUUGGCGAUCGUUUUUUCGUUCAAUCUGGAGUUGAAAGUCUCAGCCCCGCUUCGCGGUCAAGCUGCGAUACACUCCUGAUCGCAGCCUCCAAGGAAACAAAACUCCUGGGAAAUGCCAUAUAAGCUCGGAAGCAUUACCAUGCCCGAAUUGAACAAGAAGUUCUUCAGGCAGAUAUAUCUAUCCUUUUAAUUUGAUUUAUUUUCCUGAGAUUGAAACCCGAUGCUGCAGGUAAUGGAAUGGCCUUUUCGGAAACCCUGGAGCCACAAAUGGGAUUCGGUCUCGGAAAACGAGGCGCGAGUCAGCUUGAGAGAGGAUUUGCAUCAGUUGUAUUUUGAUGAAAUCUAGCUACCAAGCGGGAAGAAACACGGCACUCUACUAGGAGUAAAACCAAAGGUCCAACAUUCUCCGGCAUGCUCAUGCAAGUGCGCUCUCUGGAAACUUGGAUUGCCCUGGGGAGGAGUUUUUGGGGGGGGAGGGGGGGGGAGGGGGGUGAUUGGUAACAGCCCAUCCCAACACCCCUCGCCCUUGAUAAUUCUUCCCUCCACUCCUUUCAAAACGAGAGAGUUUAAAUUAAACGGUACCUGGGCCACAAAAUGAAUGGGCGAAAAUCCAUAGUCGCAAGGCAGGGGUGAUGUGAUGGGUGCGUUGAAACGAAUAUGUGAAGUGUGAAUAAAAUACCGUGAGGAACAUUAGAAGAGUCUAGCUAUCGACAUGGAGGAUUAAAGCCAUGAUCAGAUCUCAGAACCAAGGAACGACUGGAGUAUGCUGCAGGGCCCCGGACUGCGCUAUCGCGUCGCGCAUAACAGAUAUCGUCAAGAUCGAAUUAGGCAUGCUGGCCGAGAGGACAGGAAAGAAGGUAGAAAGAGGGGGUUUUCAUUCUGUUCUGGCAGAUUUGGACGGCAGUUGGAGAACAAGGUAGGCAUUAUAAGUUGAAAGAAACAAAAGCCAAAAGAGCUAUCUGGACAAAGACAAUAAUCAUAUCAACGCAUGUAAAAUAGACGGGACAUUCUGGGUAUUCAUUCGGAUUUGGGAAAAUGCCCGUUAAUCACCACCAUCAUCCACGGCCGGUUGGGGAUUUGGUCCCCCUGGAGAUACUCUAUCAAACUGUGGUACUGGUGCGGGCAAAGUUCUUGAGAGGGCAACGCCUUGGACAUGUCGCGGAAAACGCCAUAUUCGGUCAGGCAUACUUUGGGGUCGAGCCUUCGCACAAGGGUAAGCAGGGUCCAUGAGAUAUCGGUGCGUGGAAAGUCAAUGGUUCAUCUGUCAAUGGGGCCGUGAGCCUCAACUUCUCCUCCACCAGUGGUAACUUGGGGGCCAGAAUCUAGAGGAUAUAUGUAGAGUAAAUAGAUUUACACGCAACUGAAAGAAGCCCCCGCAUGACUUGAGCCAAAGCAAGAAGAUACCACGUACUUGAAGGGACGAACCUGGUUGAAAUCAUGUCUUUUAUCGAUUGUCUCUCCUGUCUCCCCCUUCAUUUCUGCCCUCUUUCUCCCCCAUGUUACUUUGAUUAUUGUUCAUAUUCAUAUUCCUUUUAUGGCAGCUGCAUAGAUCAGGACACCAGAACCAGAAAAAGGCGGGCGGCCAUGGGUUCUCCCUGUUUUGCAACAAGCAUGUCCUAAAGCAGGGGGUCGCUGUAUGGCCUUGCGAGGUCCUUCACCUCCCACGUUUCGGUGCAUUUUCCGCCAUGAAUAUAGGGUAUGUAUACUCGGUACUGGCUUCUUUGUUUGUUUAUAACUGUCCAUCACCGGGGUUUGAUCGACCAGUUUGCCUGUUGAUAGAGUGGUUUUUGGACAAUGUGGGGCUCUGUAAUCCUGCCAUAGGCUCUAGACAUAUAGGGACACGGACUUUACAUGUACAGUACAUGAGGAAAAUGC